This is a messenger RNA of Schistocerca cancellata (South American locust), 3606 nucleotides long. Its product is annotated as ATPase family protein 2 homolog. Gene Ontology annotation, molecular function: ATP binding; ATP hydrolysis activity. The coding region runs from base 229 to 2556 and encodes 775 amino acids. NCBI's taxonomy places the organism in Eukaryota, Metazoa, Arthropoda, Insecta, Orthoptera, Acrididae. The transcript is spliced from 11 exons. Gene Ontology annotation, cellular component: cytoplasm. The record is from RefSeq and is a predicted model, not a curated record.
GUGUGUACAAACUUUGGGUGAUUAUGUUUACGAGAAAUCCUCGAAAAAUGUAAACAAAAACACGUGCGAGAGGGAUGUCAUUCAGUUCAAUGAUGAGUGAUGUUAGAACUUUUAUAAAUCCCAUACAAACAAACUGUGCAUAAACUGUAAGUGACUUUGCGUUGUGUUGUAACUGGAACGAAUCUACUUCCUUGGGCCUAAUUUAAAAGGCUACUUUAGAUAUCGAGUAUGUCGCGCAAAUCUGCCACUAGAAAGUCUACAUCUCUGUGGGAGAAAUGUGAAGUUUGCCAGGCAGUUAUAUCUCAAAAGGAUCAUGCUACACAUCUAAAUGGAUCAUGCCCUCAGGCACCAGAAGCAUGGAAUCAUUCUUACAUUAUGGAUGGUGUUUUCUAUAGCACACUGGAACAGUUGCCAUCAGUAGAAUCAUUGAAAAAUUUGCCCUCUCAGGAACGUGAGAAAUUAGUACUUCUGUCACAGUCUGCUCUUCAGAUUUGUGGUAUGGUGAUUGGUGAUCCGGUCAUUAUCAGUUCAAAAGGGAAUUCUGCUGUGAAAAUUGCCUGGCCUACUUCAGAAAAGUCUGUAACAUCAGUUUUAAUGAUAAAAGAAGGGUUGGAAAUAUUUAGAGGACAAUUUGGUGAUCAAAUUUGUGUAAGGAAGUUGAAUGUGAAACCACUGCCUGCCCAAGAAGUUAGGCUCAAGCCACUGACUCACAUAGAAACUUCUUCAGACCUUUCAGUACUGAUUCAUCACCAAUACAAUAACAGCAUAAUUUCUGUACGAAACAGGCUAAGAAUUUUACACUAUGGCAGACCUCUGACAUUUGAAGUUACUGACAUUAAACCACAUAAAAUGUGUGAUGUAAACAUUGAAAAGGUAGCAGAUGAUAUUUCUAGGCUGAAAAUUGAAGAAUUGGAAACCUUUUCUGAGUCAUGCCAGGCGAAGAAAAGCGUGAAAGUUAUGAAUGACAUUGAAGUUUAUUCAGUGAUCAACAGCACUUCAUGGGUUCUUCAGCGGACAAGUGCAUUGCCAGCUGAUGACAAACAGGAUAUUACUGUGGAUAGUGUAGGAGGCAUGGCGGACAUUGUAAAUGAGAUUACAGAGCUAAUGAACCUAGCAUUUGGGGAUGUUAAGCCAUUUGCAGGUUUGCGACCUACACGAGGAGUUUUGCUGCACGGUCCACCAGGUGCAGGAAAAUCAUUUAUAGCAAGAGCAAUUGCAAAUUCCAGUGGUGCAUCUGUUACUUACUUACACAGCUCUGAGCUGACAUCAGAUGCCAAAGCUAAGCUAUCGGCUCUUUCAUCUGCCCAAGGACAACAUGUUGCUAUCAUUGAUGAUGUGGAUGUUACUUGCCGUAAGCGGGGACCUGGAUCCGUGUCACUGUGCUUGUUACUUGACAGCCUGCAUUCUGCUGCAAGUAGGGUCAUCGUACUGGCUACCACUCGACAUCCCGAUGAUCUUGAUCCCACACUUCGUCGCCCAGGGAGGUUAGAACGUGAGAUUGAAGUAGGAGUGCCAAACCCAGCUGCACGUUUGGAUAUCCUGGGUCGCCUGCUACCAGAUGUCACCCAUGAUGUGCUGAGUGAUGCAGCAGCAGCUGCCCAUGGGUUUGUGCCGGCAGACCUGGCAUCUCUAGCAUCACAUGCAGUGCUAUCAGCUGCUCGUCGCGGUGCUUCACAACCAGUGAAAGAUGAUUUUGCUGCUGCCUUCUUGCAAGUUCGUCCAAGUGCACUACGCGAGGUCCUUGUUCAAGUGCCAAAUGUGCAGUGGAGUGACAUUGGCGGCCAACAUGAUUUGAAACUCAAGCUUCGCCAAGCAGUGGAGUGGCCACUGCGUCAUCCUCAAGCCUUUUCACGUCUCGGUAUCUCACCACCACGUGGUGUGCUGAUGUUUGGACCACCUGGAUGUUCAAAGACUAUGAUUGCUAAAGCACUUGCAACAGAGAGCAAGUUAAAUUUCAUCUCAAUAAAGGGACCGGAGCUGUUUAGCAAGUGGGUAGGAGAAUCUGAACGAGCAGUUCGUGAAGUCUUCCGCAGAGCACGACUAGUAGCGCCUGCGAUUGUGUUUUUUGAUGAGUUGGAUGCCUUGGGUGGUGUGAGAGGAGAUGGUGGUGGCAGCAACAAUGUACAGGAACGUGUUCUCGCACAACUGUUAACUGAGAUGGAUGGUGUCACUCCUCUGGGCAAUGUGACAGUUGUUGGUGCUACAAAUCGCCCUGACAGGAUUGACAAGGCUCUCUUGCGUCCUGGACGUCUCGAUCGUAUUAUUUAUGUUCCACUGCCUGAUGCUGACACUCGGCGUGAGAUAUUUAUGCUUCAACUUGGACGUCGAACACCAGUUGCCUCCGAUGUAAAUGUUGAAGAACUUGUUCAAAGCACUGAAGGAUAUUCUGGAGCUGAGGUUCUUGCAGUGUGCCAUGAGGCAGCACUUAAGGCUCUAGAAGAUGAUUUGGAAACAGAUGUUGUUGCACAUAAACAUUUCCAGGCGGCUCUUCAGAUAGUCACACCUAGAACUCCUCCGUCGCUCUUGAAGCUGUAUGAAACAUAUUUACAAAGUUGAUUAAGGAGAGGUUUGGAGAAACUACUGCAUACAGUCAGAGACUUGGUAAAUGAUGCAAGAUAUGUGAAGGAAGAUAAACAUUGAAUCAAACAGAGGAUUAAGAAACAACAAUUUUGAGUGAAAGUUAUUUUUUGUUAUAUUUUGUGCAUUGAAGUUAGUGGGUUAUAUUUCUUCUCAAGAUUCUAAUCAUUUAAAUUUGUUUAGGAGUUUGAAGAAGCAUCAAAGUCAGCAUAACACAGCUAUUAAAUUUUUGAAGACAAAAAGAAAAUGUUGAUUGUGCAUAGGAUUGUAAAAUAAAAAUAAAGAUAUUUUAAUGUUAUUACUGCUUGUUAAAUGAUUAAUUGCCUGUUCUGCAGUUGGAGCUAAAUAAAGAUAUGUUGAGUCUUUCUUAUAAAAAAAUUGCAGUGUAGUUAUUACUGCUAUACUGCUUCAGUUUGAAUUUGUAUAGUUUCCUGAUGCUGACAAAGAUCUCAUGCCUGUUGAGGGUACCAAUAUUACUCUCUGUAUCAUUGCUGGAGUUCUCUCUCCGAAGCAACAUGGCACUGUGGUAAGGCACUUGACUUCCCUUCAGCAGAAUGGCUGUUCAAAUCCCUAUCAAAUCAUUGAAAUAUAGGUUUUAACUCUUAAGGCAGAUGUUGAAAUGGUUAGUUUCGAAACAACAUGGCCAGUUUCCUUCUUCAUCCUGAGCUUGUGCUUCAUCUCUGAGGCUCUCAUCAUGAACAGUAACCUUCCUUCCUUCUUGGAGUUGUCUAGAGUGUGCGUAUCAAGUUCAAAUAAUAUGCGUGUUAAAGUUUAGCACAGAACAUGUACAAAAUGACACUGGUAUGACUCUGGUUACCUGCUCCAGCAGUCAAUUUAAAGUGCUUUGUACGCACUGAAGACAUAGUUUUAAGCUUUUUCGUUUACUUGUUUGGUGCCGUUUAAGCCUGUUAGUACCACCUAUGACUGUAUUUCGGAGGUAGAUGUAAAGACAUUUUAACAUUUGUCAUUGUAAUUUGUUGUACACUAAUAAAAUAUCCGUUGACACCAUUUUCUGCAAUCUACAUGUUU